Messenger RNA from Schistocerca gregaria, 3326 nucleotides. RefSeq names its product ecto-NOX disulfide-thiol exchanger 2. The record is from RefSeq and is a predicted model, not a curated record. Gene Ontology annotation, biological process: ultradian rhythm. The coding region runs from base 552 to 3080 and encodes 842 amino acids. The transcript is spliced from 12 exons. Gene Ontology annotation, molecular function: protein-disulfide reductase activity; RNA binding. NCBI's taxonomy places the organism in Eukaryota, Metazoa, Arthropoda, Insecta, Orthoptera, Acrididae. Gene Ontology annotation, cellular component: external side of plasma membrane; plasma membrane.
GAUGUUUUAUAAGGCAGCUUCUCGCGUGAUUUGCGCAAAUAGUUAGGGCAGACGUCAGUUUUGGUGUCAUAGUCUACGGUCUGCUGCAUAUUAAGAUCGUUAAAAUCGGCUGUCAACCAAAAAGAAAAGCGGCCCUUGUUCGAUUUCUUACGGGUUUGGAGAUUUUCUCUGGGCGGAGCGUGGGAAUUGUGUUGUACUUACUUUCAUGUAAUUAUAAUUCUCAUUCCAGCAUUGGGAUGGCAGCAUGGGAACGUCGGAAAUGCCAACAACUUAAACAAUUACUUCAUUCGGAAUAGGAUCCUGUUGAUUUUUUAGCUCAUGAUUUGAAUGUCAGCGUACUUUUCAUAUUUAUAAUGUGUAGCACAUUCAAGCCAAAACGAAUGUAUUCCAUUUAUCAGUCCAUAGUGCAAUGAUAUGAAGAAUAGUGCUUGAAAUGCAAAUCUGUGGAGUUAAUAGCAAAUGUCAUAAAGAUUGUGAAUAGAAAGUAUGUAGUGUGACACCACAAACCUUACUCUUUGGGUUUAAUGAACUUGCAGUUCAGUUAGCAGGAAAUGAAUCCUGUUACAUGCAUGUGUCAGUGUGUGUCAUUUAAGGAGUAUCUAAUGUUCUUAUUUGCAAGACAUGAAGACCCAGCACCUCCACCUCCUCCAAUGACUCCAAUGCAGAUGGGUAUGAUGGCAUCCCAACAACAUAUGCCAAUGGCUGCAGGACACCUUAUGACUGCACAGGGUUACCUGGUGCAGGGACAGCACACACCACCUGCUCAUCACCAGCAGCAGAUGCAUGUGCAAAUUCAGAUGCAACAUGGGAUGCUGAAUCCUGCCAUGAAUGAUGCCCCUCUUGAAUUUAAUAUGAACAAGAACAAACCACCAAUGCCUGUAGCAGGAGAAGAAAGAAAUGUCGCUGUUAACACAGCAGCCACAAGCAGCCGCGAAGAUUCCACUUCAAAUCAGAGUAAUAAUGUUAGUGGAGGUGGCAGUAGCAGUACUGGAGUUGGGACUAGUACAACUGGAGCAAAUGGAAUCAACAUUUCUGUCAAUGAUCCUCGAAGGGAUCGGGACAGGAGAAAUCGCAAUGAUCGGAGAGACCGUGGUGGUGGAGGAGAUCGUGAAAGAGACAGAGACCGUGACAGAGAUCGUGACCGUGAACGUGACAGGGGGGAUCGCCCAGAACGUGAUCGUUCAGAACGUGGUGGCCGCCAAGAAGAUACUCAGCACACCCAGUCACAACCGGUAGCAAAUAGUGGCACAGCUGGAAUGCCUUCACCAUCUACACCUGCUGCUACAGCAACAUCUGGACUCCCAGCUGCUGGUGUUUGGCCAGGAAUGUUGGGACACAUGGGAUACCCAGCUGUUGUUGGAGUGAAUGUGAUGGGUAGUGGGAUGAUGGCUGAUCCUGGGAUGAUGGGCAUUGGUCAGAUGAGCCAGUAUGGCAUGAUGAGUGGGAUGAUGCCUGACGGCACAAUCAUGGGUCCUGAUGGUUCAGUUAUGCCUCCAGAUCCAGGCAUUAUUACCACAACACCAGUUGUGAAGGAGAUUAUUCACUGCAAAUCCUGCACAUUGUUCCCACCAAAUCCAAAUGCUCCUCCCCCGACAACUCGGGAACGACCACCUGGUUGCCGAACAAUAUUUGUUGGUGGACUUCCAGAAAAUACAACAGAGGAAAUAAUCCGUGAAAUAUUUGAGCGCUGUGGUGAGAUGACGACUGUGAGACUCAGCAAGAAGAAUUUUUGCCACAUACGCUUUGUGUUUGAAUCAUCUGUUGAUUCCGCAAUUUACCUUUCUGGUUACCGUAUUCGGAUAGGUUCUAACACUGAUGCACCAAAUACUGGACGUUUACAUGUGGACUAUGCCCAAGCAAGAGACGAUUUGUAUGAAUGGGAAUGUCGCCAGAGAGCACUACAAAGAGAGCAGAGGCAUCGUGAAAGAAUGGAGCAGGAACGUAUGCGGCCACCAUCACCACCACCUGUUGUGCAUUAUACUGACCAUGAAGCUAUAGCAGUUUCAGAAAAGAUAAAAGCGGAUGACUCAUUCACAAAAGCUGUGCAAGUGGUGAUUACAUGGCUGGAACGUGGGGACUGCAACAAACGAAACGCAAAUACUUUCUACACUAUGAUUCAGUCAACAAACUCACAUGUUCGGCGCCUGCUAAGUGAAAAAGCACAGUAUGAUGAAGAACUUCAGAGAGCUAAGGAGUUGAUGAAAGGACGAAUGCAGGGCAUUCUCAUUCAAUUCGGUCAGAUCGAGAGAGUUUUCUCGGCAGCCAGUCACAAGAAGGUUUGGGACCAUUUCACCAAAGCCCAGAGAAAGAACAUAGAGAUGUGGAAGAAACAAACAGCGGAAAUCAAAGCUGUCCAGCUGGAAGAAGUGUUGAAUGAGCGAGCUGAUGAAGAAAUGGAAGUCUCAGAUGCUGAAGACGAUAUGACAAGCCAUAAAAAAAAGAGCCGUGAUGCUGAUGAUAGAUCCACUAUCAAUGUGUUGAGGGAAGAAAAUGACAGUCUCAGAUGUCAGCUGGAAGCUUACAAAAAUGAAGUGGAUCUGGUUAGGUCUGAUCUCAGGACAGAGUUGGAGCAGAAGGACAAACAGCUGAAAGUGUUGCAACAAACCUUGCAGGGAAUGCAACAGCAAUUAAUAGAAUCAAGGCGCCGACAGAAUGAAGAUGAGGUUAAAGUCAGAGAACUCCAGGCUCGUUUAAAGUCCUCAAAUGAAGUACAAGCAAAACUCGAGGCAGCAGCAGCUGAGCAGCAAAGCAAUGCAGAUACAGCUGUCUCAGAAGGUGGUGACACUUCUGUGGUUGAAGACGUGAAAGUAGAUACAACACAGCUAGCUCCACGCAUCACAGACCGAGAAGCCAAGUUAAUAGGUCUUAUAUCAACCUUUCUGCAUGUGCAUCCAUUUGGAGCUGGAGUUGACUAUGUGUGGUCCUACUUGCAAAAACUGGAACCCACUCUCCGACCAGGGGAAGUUGAGACACUUAUGAGUCGAUUCCCAACUGUUUUUCGUCAAGAAUUGUCUGGAAUUGGUGCAAAUAUGGAAAGACGAUGGCUAUUUGCUGGAUUUGAAUCUAAACCUUCUCUGUGACUGAAAUAUGAUAUAUUUUUAGAUAAUUUAAUUUAUGAAUUCACAGUAAAUUGUUUAAUUAUGCGAUUAUUAUCUGUUAGUCGCCACCUUUUCUGUGCUUUCCAUUCAAUACUUUAUAAAAUAAAGUAUCAGAUGUGUUCAGUAGUUAUCUUCAGUUUCAUACUUUACAGUGUAUUCAUCAUUGUUAAAGGUUUUAAUGAGAUAAAGUCAAUAAAUAAAUGUAUAUAUUUUGCUUCAUACUGUAUA